Gossypium raimondii (Peruvian cotton) is the source of this 2237-nucleotide messenger RNA. Its product is annotated as E3 ubiquitin-protein ligase At1g12760. The transcript has 8 exons. The record is from RefSeq and is a predicted model, not a curated record. Lineage: Eukaryota; Viridiplantae; Streptophyta; Magnoliopsida; Malvales; Malvaceae. Bases 490 to 1896 code for a protein of 468 amino acids. Gene Ontology annotation, molecular function: zinc ion binding.
UAAAGCAAUACUCAACAAACAAACCCCCCUUGAGCAUUUAACUCCUCACCUUUGAAAAGAACUAGACGCAGCAACAGCGCCUAUCCACUCAUCGAACGUCGACGUUAUCUUUUCCGGUCACUUUCUCAGCUCUCACAAUCCUUCUAGUUUCUGACCACCUUGCUUAGGAGGAGGAAUCGAGUUUUCUUGUUGAUCGAGGAACCUAGUGUUUCAUCCUUAAGAGGAAUUAGAAGAAAAAAUUUCUUUAGCAGCUGAAGAAACUGAAUUGGCCACUCCGGUGGGGGUGGUGGGGGUCGGAAUUUGGGAGGAUUUGUUAAUUUAUCGACAUCUUAUGGUGCCAAAUAGUUUAAGUCAAUCAUCAAAACUUGAACUAUAACAGGGAAAAAAGCGUCUCUUGUUUCAGCAGAGUUAAGAAGUGGUACAUAAAGCAAGUAAACUUUUUAUAGGUUUCUAUGCUUUCAUCAUUUUCAGUCGUGUUGGUGAACUUAGAUGGGUGUUCCCUCUUUGGGACUGCAUUCUGAAUAUCAAACUGACACUUGUCCAUUGUUAAUGGAGCAACCAAAGGACUUUAAUGGACAUGUUAUUGACAUGCCAAGGAUUGGUGAUACUUCUUCAUCCAACUCAUCUUAUGAAACAACUUCGAAUGGGUUGGAUGUUUUGCAGCAUGUGGAUAGACCUUCUACUAGUGCAAGAGCACUAGUUUCACAACCUUCUCAACCUUCUCAACCUUCUCAACCUUCAACAUCUUCAUCCAAUGGUACAAAUUCAAGAACCUCAUCUUCUGUAAGGAGAGGGGAUACCCGUCGGAGGAGGAGUCCGUUGAAUUCUGUUUUGUGGAUUUCUGUUGAACUUGUUCUUACAGUGAGCCAGAUUGUAGCAUCUAUUGUUGUCUUGUCUUUGUCACGGAAUGAGCAUCCCCGUACACCAUUGUUUGCAUGGAUUGUGGGUUAUUCAUCUGGAUGUGUAGCAACCCUCCCUCUUCUGUAUUGGCGUUAUCGUCAUCGUAACGAGGCUUCUGAGCAAGACUCAGCUCAAAAUCGCCAUGCUUCACUCAAUAAUGCCCCUGCCAGAUCCUUUUCUCUCUCUGUUACUAGGACUUCUGAUGGGGGUGAUCAUCGAACUGCAACUACAUCACCUAGAGGUGGCCAAAACAUGGGAAUAACAAGUGCCAGAAUAAAAGCUCUAGUGGAAUACUUCAAAAUGAUUUUAGAUUGCUUCUUUGCUGUUUGGUUUGUGGUUGGCAACGUCUGGAUCUUUGGUGGGCACUCAUCUGCCAGUGAGGCUCCUAACUUGUACAGGUUGUGUAUAGUUUUUCUUACAAUUAGUUGUAUCGGAUAUGCAAUACCCUUCAUUCUAUGUGCUACGAUCUGCUGUUGCCUGCCUUGUAUUAUUUCUGUCCUUGGAUUUAGAGAGGAUCUAUCACAUGCAAGAGGGGCCACACCUGAAUCCAUUGAGGCUUUGCCAACAUACAAGUUCAAGGUGAAGAAAAAUAGAAAUGGUGAUGGUAAGGAUGUCAACUCAGGUGCCAGUGAGGCUGGGGUUGUGGCUGCAGGAACGGAAAAGGAAAGGAUCAUCUCUGGAGAAGAUGCAGUCUGCUGCAUUUGUUUGGCAAAAUACACAAAUAACGAAGAGCUAAGGGAGCUCCCAUGUUCUCACUUCAUGCACAAGGAAUGCGUUGACAAAUGGCUAAAGAUCAAUGCAUCUUGUCCUCUUUGCAAGAACGACAUUGGCGAGAAUGUACUGGAUGCAAUAUCCGGGACGAGCACAGCCAGCAUCUUGAGCUCACUGUCGGGAGCACAUGAUAACCAGCGACGAGCUGCAUACAGUUUGAUGGUGUUUCUACUAAUGUGUUGGGUGGUCGUCCCUUCCAUUCUUUAUGGUUAUCUUACGGGAUGAAAGUGAAACACUGAGAAUCGAGAUGUAAGCUUGUUACUCUCACUUGACUGUGACUGACAGACACAACACAAACAAAAACAAACCAAACACACGGCAAAUUCUUCUAUCACCAAAAUAUUGUUGUUGUUGUUCCCCCAUCACAUUGGCAUCGUGCAUUUGCUAUGUAUGAUCUGUUUACUCUCAUUAUCUGCUAUAUGUAAUUACUCGCACACAACAUAUACAUACAUAUAUAUAUAUAAUUGCAACAUUUGCAAGAUAUAUAGGUUUUAGUUGGGAUAUGUUGUAUUGGGGCUCCAAAAACAAUGAAAAUGAAUGUAGUGCUGAAUUUGAAGCUUUUCUUA